UUUCUUCCCUCUCCUCUCUGGUUUUGGUUGUGUUUUAUGCGUGUUUCCUUUUUCCUAACAAUCAAAUCUCUCUACCCUUUUCUCUUCUUUCUUCUUUAUUUGUUUCCAACUUAACAAAAACUUCAAGCAAGCUUCUUUCUCUCAUAUAUAUACAUUACACAAAAUUUCUCUCAUUAUUCCGAUUUCUUGGUCUUCUUCUUUCUUCUGCAGUUGUAAUUUUCUGAGAAUAAUAAAGUAAGGAAGGAAGCAAAUCUAAAGGUUUUGUUUGACAAUGGCUGAGGAGAAUACUUCAGAGGUCAAAGAGAUUGGGAAUUCUUGGGAUACAAAUACUCCGGAUAUGUCUGAAGAGGUUUCUGUGGAAACGUUACAUGUAACGGAUGUGGGGAAUGUGGAAGAUGUUGCAUCUGUAAUAUCCAAGGAUCAAGAAGAAAUUAUACCAGUGAUCAAUGAAGUAACUAAGCCACAAGGUGCUACUAUGAGACGCUACUCGACUGGAACAAUAGGCACACGACCAAGUAAACCGCAGGUUCAGUCUCGUUAUCGUGGGAACCAUCGUGUGAGUUCGAUUCAUGAUUUAUGUAAACAUGGGAAGAGGUUUGAUCAUCAAGAUGAUGCUGUGAAACCGUGGAAGAUGGUUAGGAUAAAGAGUGUUGAAGGCUCAGAUGAUGUGAUCAAAGUUGAGACUUCAAGUUUGACAAGGAAGUCGUUGGGAAGUGUGAGUAGGCAGAUUCCUGGUACCAAACCUGAGAGUUCUGUGGCUGCAAAAAGAGAUACAUUGGCUGUGAAAAGAAAACCAUGUGCUUCUGGGAAUUCAGAAUCUAGCUCCAAAGAUGGUAGUGACCUUGCGAGAUCAGUUGAUGGUUCGAGCGUUAAAAGCAGUGAUAGAGCUCGGAGAAAUAAAGAAACCGAGAGUACUCUGAGUGGUGGUUCAUCUUCUGUUGUUAAAAAGGUUCCUGGCUUGAGAAAUGAGAAGUCGAAUGCUGCUAUGGUGAAGGUUUCAAAGGUCAGUGGCGCUGGAAGUUCUAAGGUUUCUGCUCCAAAGAAUAUGGAGAAGGCAAAGACACAGGCAGUUAACAGUGAAGAUGUAAAAGAGAAGACUGUGUGUGUUGUUGAGUCUAGCGUCAAAGGUGUUCAGAGUGAGAAGAAAACCAUGGGAAGUGGAAAUAAAAGCUUGACUACUCCUAAACGUGGUUCUAGUCCUACUAAACAGAUUCCUGGCACGAUCAGUACUGGUUUGAUUACUAAGAAAAAAGAAACUGGUUCUGCAGACCUUAAAGCAAAUCCAAAAACAGAGAAGAAGAUUAGGGUUAAGAAGACAGGAGUAAAGGUGACUCUAGCUCAACAGCUGACUUUCAAGAAAGGAAAGGUUCUUGAGCCUAAAUCCGAAGAUUCUUCUCCUAAAUGGACCAAGUUCAAAAAGAGGGUUGUGCAGGAGCUGAAAACACAAACCGAAGGAAAGAAGAAGAGUCUUAAAGAUAAAAGAUUGGGUGUUGAGACGAAGAACGAAUCUUGUGAAAGUAGUAAACGUGAGAAGGUUGUUCUGAGGCAUCGGAAAGUAGAAGGGAAGAAGAAAAUGGUGACAUUGUUUAACAAUGUGAUUGAAGAGACAGUGAAUAAGCUCAUAAAGGUGAGGAAGAACAAAGUGAAAGCUCUCAUAGGUGCUUUUGAAACUGUUAUCUCUCUUCAGGACACUUAUAAGACAUCUCACAAAAAGUCAAACCAAGGCCACAACAUCUGCGUCUAAGGUUAGACCUUUGGUUUCCGAAGAGUGAAAGAAAGAAGACAAAUUUUUCUAUUUGUGCAUAAUGAUCUAUUAACAUUCAAUACUAAAAAGAGAACAGGUAUUUUUAUUUUAGAGAGACAGAAUAAUAUUCUUGUUACUGUCCUAAAAAUAGCAAAAGAGUUUAUUAUGCACUUUGACCAUUAUUGAUAUUGAUAUCAGACGAUGAUGAAGUUGUAAAGCUUUCAAGUUUAUAUUUUUGCAAGUCUUUUUUUCUGCAUA
Camelina sativa (false flax) is the source of this 2002-nucleotide messenger RNA. The record is from RefSeq and is a predicted model, not a curated record. NCBI's taxonomy places the organism in Eukaryota, Viridiplantae, Streptophyta, Magnoliopsida, Brassicales, Brassicaceae.